GGUAUGUCGUCAUCAGCCGGCGGAGCCUCGAACACACCAUGAGCAGAAAGAAACUUCCCUGAAGUGUUUGAGGGACUUUCCUCGUCUCUAAUCGAACUGACGGAAGCAACUUAGAAGAACAGUUGUGUUUGCAAGAUGAAUUUCUCUGAGGUUUUCAAGCAAUCCAACCAACUCUGUAAAGUUUCCCCAGAUGGGAAAUAUUUGGCUACCUGUGUGCAGUACAGGCUGGUGGUGCGAGACGUGAGCACACUGCAGAUCCUGCAGCUCUACACCUGCCUGGACCAGAUAUCCCACAUGGACUGGUCUUCCGACUCUCUCUUUAUCCUCUGUGCUAUGUACAAGAGGGGACUGGUGCAGGUGUGGUCUCUGGAACAGCCAGACUGGCACUGUAAGAUUGAUGAGGGCUCAAUAGGACUAGUCUCCUCGCGCUGGAGUCCAGACGGACGUCACAUUCUCAACACCACAGAGUUCCAUCUGAGAGUCACCGUCUGGUCCCUGUGCACCAAAGCUGUGUCUUACAUCAAGUAUCCCAAAGCAUGUCAGAAAGGUAUAGAUUUCAGCAGAGAUGGCUGCUACAUGGCCUUGGCUGAACGCCGUGACUGCAAAGACUACGUCAGUGUAUUUGUGUGUGAAGACUGGCACUUACUCCGGCAUUUUGAGACUGAGACACAGGACCUGGCAGGGUUGGAGUGGUCUCCCAACGGCUGUGUGCUGGCAGUGUGGGAUAGCUGUCUGGAGUACAAGGUGUUGCUGUAUUCUUUAGACGGCCGGUUGCUGUCGACCUACAGCGCCUACGAGUGGUCGCUGGGUGUCAAGUCUGUGACCUGGAGCCCCAGCAGCCAGUUGCUGGCCAUCGGCAGCUAUGAUGAAAAGGUGCGCAUCCUCAAUCAUGUCACGUGGAAGAAAAUCGCACAGUUUGAGCACCUAUCAACCAUCAACAACACAAAAGCGGUUGUGUAUAAGGAAGUGGAGAAAAGGCCAGCUGUUGGCAGUGAUGACCUGUCGCUACACAACAUCACAGCUGGCACCACCCUCUUCAACACCCAGAGCAAAUACGAGAUCUGCCCGCUGCCAGUCCAGGUUCCUGUAGUCAAACCAGACCCAGACCGAGCCAACCCCAAGAUCGGUGUCUCUGCGUUGGCAUUCAGCUCAGACAGUCGCUAUCUAGCCACCAAAAACGACAACAUGGCCAGCGUUGUCUGGGUGUGGGACAUGCAGAAGAUGAGCCUGGUGGCCGGGCUCGAGCAGACGUCAGCCGUGCGUUGCUUCCAGUGGGACCCCCGACGCCCCCGGCUGGCGCUGUGCACGGGCAAUGCCAAACUCUACCUGUGGUCUCCGGCAGGCUGCGUUUCCGUCCAAGUCCCCACUGAAGGUGGUUUCCAGGUCCAGUCGCUGAACUGGCACUGCAGCGGAGACUCUCUGAUCCUGCUCGGCAAGGAGCAGCUGUGUUUGUGCUACAUGGACACCGACCAGGAUGACAAGUAGAACACAGGUCUAGCUUAUUUAGCCAUACACACCUGGCCGGGGAUGUGUUAUGGUGAUGACGAAAAGAAAGACUGGUGGGAACACUCCUCAACUUUCACAUGCUGAACUGUAGCGGCUCACCAAGGUUUUAAGGGCCCUCAGUGCAGGUUAGUGGGAUGGUCCUUUUCUUGUCAAGUUGAAAAUGUAGGAAAAACCUAACAUGACAUUCCUCCUGAGAGACACAGAAUGGAUAAAUAUCACUUUUUAAAUAACCAAAAGCGUACUAAAGCACUAGUUUCAAACACUGUGAGAAGAUAGUUUUAUAGAUUUCACUGUACAUAAGUAUUUUGUAUUGUUUUACCUUGAAAUUGUGUAAUUAUUUUGAAUAAAUUGUUAUAAAUAAUGCAGCUAAAA
Molecule: messenger RNA, 1878 nt
Organism: Sebastes umbrosus (honeycomb rockfish)
Lineage: Eukaryota; Metazoa; Chordata; Actinopteri; Perciformes; Sebastidae
Gene: wrap73
Product: WD repeat containing, antisense to TP73
Exons: 13
Coding region: 136-1485 (449 amino acids)
Biological process (GO): mitotic sister chromatid segregation; protein localization to mitotic spindle pole body; microtubule anchoring at mitotic spindle pole body
Cellular component (GO): microtubule organizing center; mitotic spindle; MWP complex
Molecular function (GO): protein binding
Source: RefSeq, a predicted model, not a curated record